AAUCAGGACACAGACGCGAUUACUGUCCCACUUCGUUUCCACACCUUCGACCUCUAGAGAGAAACUAGAGAGAGCUUAAUCAGCUAGUUCCAUCGCAUUGACGAGAGACCAUCUUCUUCUCCUCUUUCUCCUUCCGCCGCCGCCGCCGCCGCCGUCGCCGCCGUCCGCGGAAAGUAGAGGGAGCGGUGGGGUAGAGAGAGAGAAUUUUCCGGAAAGGGGGGGCGAUCGAAUUCGCUCGGCGCGGUUCGGCCACAAACCUAAACUCUGCUAAAGAAGCAAGAAAAACAAAGAACGCACUAGCCGCUGCUUCGGUCUUCUUGGAGAGUGGAAAAUUUCCAGGCUUUGAAGUGAAAAAGAGACGAACCCACUCCUUCGAUCGACUCGGAUGGCGUUGAGGCAGCUUUUGGGGUGGUCUGAUGGUGAGUUGAUGAGAUCAGAUUCGAAGCCUUGUUCGCGAUUGAUGAGACAAACAGCUGCCAUUUGCACGGUGGGCGGAGGCUUGGGGUUCUGGAUUCUCUGUAGAUUGCACUAUGGUCCAAGGAUUACAGUACCCAGGAGUCUCAGGUGGGCAGCUUGUGGAGCUGUAUCAGUAAGCUCAACUUCUACACUGCUGGUCCGCCUGUUCAGUCCAGAAUGUGAACCGCAAAAUAUUGCUGCUUAUGACAAAGGAAGAUAGUAGCGGUAUUCAAUUAGAGCUGUCUUUCUUCUUUCAUAUAGUGACUUAGGAGCCUAUCUUCUAGUCGUAUACUUUCUUGCUGGACUGAGAUUCUAGCGGAGUGAUGUUAAUCUCCAAGUCCGUAUGUAUUGAUUCUGCAUGAUGAAUGUUCCUCUAGUGCUAAGAUUGGCAAAUUUUCUGGUUAAUAAACAGCCUAAGUAUAUUACACACCAA
Eucalyptus grandis is the source of this 889-nucleotide messenger RNA. RefSeq lists its product as uncharacterized. Bases 386 to 676 code for a protein of 96 amino acids. The transcript is spliced from 4 exons. The record is from RefSeq and is a predicted model, not a curated record. Lineage: Eukaryota; Viridiplantae; Streptophyta; Magnoliopsida; Myrtales; Myrtaceae.